Messenger RNA from Linum trigynum, 527 nucleotides. The record is from the annotation of a GenBank genome assembly. Lineage: Eukaryota; Viridiplantae; Streptophyta; Magnoliopsida; Malpighiales; Linaceae.
UCCGCCGCCGCCGCCGGAGUCAUUCCUCGGUCGGAGAAGAAGAUCGUUCAGGAUCAGCCCAGGCCGUCAUCUUACACUGCUCUGGUGAUUGUUCCUCCGACGAUGAAGCAAAGGUAUUGCUCUGUUUCCGGUGGCUCGGAGUUCAAGGUGUACCAGCCGACUCCGAUUCACCGGUUGCCUCCCCUGCCGACCAACCACCAUAAGAAAGCGGUCGCGAUGGCGAAGCAGAGGAACGAUUUGGUCCCGUCUUCCACCAUCAUUUUCUUGAAUUCGCCUUCCAUCUCCGACGCUGCUACCUCGUUCAUUUCUUCCCUGAUGAGGGAUACCGACAGUAUGCAGAGAUCUAUGUCGUCUUCAGGGUUUCAGUUCACCCAGCCUUCUCACGGAAGCCUCCCUUGUCUUCUUCCUCCCUCAAGAGGAAGUGCAGCUCCAUGGAUGACGUCAGAUGCGGCUCCUCCUCCGGCCGGUGCCAUUGCUCCAAGAAAUUAGUUUUAUUUAUUUAUUUUAAAUAAAGGGGUAAUGAUGUG